Molecule: messenger RNA, 213 nt
Organism: Pelobates cultripes (western spadefoot toad)
Lineage: Eukaryota; Metazoa; Chordata; Amphibia; Anura; Pelobatidae
Source: the annotation of a GenBank genome assembly
AACCAGCAGUUUCUGCCGAACUUAAGGCUUGGCUAUUCAAUGCCAUUACUGAAUCUAUACCCAGAGCUCUAGCGGCUUUCCACGAGCAAACAAUCCCAGCCCCUACGGCGACCAUUACCCAACUCUCAGACUCUGAGGAUUCUCACGCUUCAGAGCAUGAAGAAGCCCCUCGCAAACGCCCUUGGAAGGGCGAUAGCGCCACCGCCGGUAAAG